CAGUUUAAACAAUGAUAACAUGCGGUAUACUGUACAUAUUAUUUUUAUACCCAAGCUAUGCACUUGUACAGGGAGCGCAUAACACAACACUAAAAUAUGGACAAGAACAUUCCCUUAAAGAGCGAUCUUUUUUUGAACUCGAUUCGCAAUUUUCCAUCCCCGAAAAAAAAUCCUUUGUUUGCUUGGAUUAUAACCAAUUUCACACAGGCACAAGAAAAUUACAUCGUAGAGCGACUGAUGUACAUAAACUCUGUGACCUGCAUCACAUGGAUACGUGCAAGUCUGGACAACACAGAAUCCAUCACGAAGAACUAUAAGACCCCGCAUCUGGUCGAGUUUGUUCCGGCAGAAAAGGGCUGCAAGGCAGAUGUGAACUCGCCCGCCGCCAAGGCUGCCAACAGGUGGGCCAAGGUGUAUGUAUCUCCUGAGUGUAUCAACUUCAGGAGCGUAGUCCACCAGAUAGGGCACGCCAUGGGGUUUGGCCACGAGCAUCAGCGAAUCGAUCGGGAUUGCUAUGUAAAAAUAGAUCCGAAAUUGGAAUUCCAUCCGCUGCUCAAUAAGGUCAAUGCUAUAGAUAUUUCCUUCCCUUACGACUUGUACAGCUCUAUGCACUACCGGCGUUCCGAUUAUAUAAAGUACGCUCGUGAAGGAGAAAGAGACGCUACGAAGACGCUAGGAAGAUACGAUGAUACUCUGAGUGGCUUGGACAUAGCAAAGAUCGAGUACAGAUAUUGUGGAGCGAAGCACUUUUGCGACAGACGAGCUGGAAGUUGUCUGCCUAAGGACAAGAACGGCUGCUCUUUCAAACCCUAGUUUAAUUUCCUAUGACAGCAAUUGGACACUUUUUUUCUAAAUCGACCGCUUCCAUAUAGGGGUGAAUUAUGGAAGUAUAUUCCAAUUGCUAAUUACAAUUUGCGAAUUCACUGAAGUUUAGAAUGUGUUACUCAUCGGUUUAAUGUCAGAACACAAUCAAAUUGUCACAAAUAGGAGUGGAUAAUAGUUCAAAUAUUAAUCUAACUUGCUUUAAUGCAGAAAUAUACAGACAAUUUAGAGCAACCAUAGCGAUAAUAUGGGAUUCAUUCUUGACAGGUUCGAGGGCCAAACCAGUUCACUUGCUAUUGCAAAAAAGGCUAGUAACAUAAUCUGGUUACAGCGGUUAUUGUAUAAAAUUAAAUUUUUGGUUUAAAGUACUCUAAAUACGGAAGCACAUAGUAAACUAGCACAAUCAAUAUAAACAUGUUAGUUUAAUUAGAGUAAACGUAUUGUUCCAUUUUUUCAAUCAUUACAAUAUUACAACUUUGUUUCAUUAGGAAAACCUAAACAAUUCUGCAAUAAUUUAAAGGAAUAUUUUUAUUUAGAUUAUCGGGACUAAUACUUUGUGGAUAAAAGAGUAUUGUUGGUUAAAGUGGUUCAUUAUAAAAUUUUGAAAUUGAUGUCCUAUAAAUAUGACAUUAGUAGGAAAUGGGCUUUAUCUCUUCACAAACACACAGAAAGAAGAAGAUAAAAGCACAAAAUAUUAGUUUAAUUGCUAAAGUUGUAAAUAAGUUAUAAGAAUUCCUUAGUUAUUCCGUAAAUAUUUACUUAAGAAUGUAUUAUUCAAUAUUUAUUGCAAAGUAUAAUUACGUAAUUAGGAAUUAAUUCAGUAAUAUCAGACGUAGCUUUAUGAUGGAAUAGAUUAAAGUAAUAUUUAUAGUUAUUUACUUUAUAUUUAUAUCUCUAACUUUGUUUAAUGGCAUUUAAAUUUUAUUAAAUAUAUUGGAUUAAUGGUACGAGUUUUGUUGUGAUCAAAGUUUGUGUAAAUUUCAGUUCAUACUAUUUUUUAUUUAUUUAGGCCUUCAAUAAAUUUAGUAGUUAUUAAUAAAAUAUUAAUAAAAUAAUUUUAAUUUUUAAUAAUUAUAACUGUUCAUGUUUGUCAGAUUGUAUUUAAUUUGACUGUACACAGUUAAACUCUUUUGUAAUGAUUGGCCGAGCAUUAGCAAAACCUAUUAUUC
Homalodisca vitripennis (glassy-winged sharpshooter) is the source of this 1991-nucleotide messenger RNA. Its product is annotated as zinc metalloproteinase dpy-31-like. The record is from RefSeq and is a predicted model, not a curated record. The coding region runs from base 97 to 813 and encodes 238 amino acids. NCBI's taxonomy places the organism in Eukaryota, Metazoa, Arthropoda, Insecta, Hemiptera, Cicadellidae. Gene Ontology annotation, biological process: proteolysis. Gene Ontology annotation, molecular function: zinc ion binding; metalloendopeptidase activity. The transcript is spliced from 4 exons.